Molecule: messenger RNA, 2312 nt
Organism: Nylanderia fulva
Lineage: Eukaryota; Metazoa; Arthropoda; Insecta; Hymenoptera; Formicidae
Source: RefSeq, a predicted model, not a curated record
UUAAAUAUAUAGAAAUAAGAAUGUGGAAAAAAGUGCAAUUGAAAAAGUAAAGAGAGAAAGAGACUGAAGAAAAAGCUUAUGUGCUCUGAUUGGCAACAUUAUUGUUUAAAAAAAUUCUUUUUUAAAUAAAAAAAUUUUUUUGACCAACAAAUAUACAACGCGGAAAAAUAGUGUGCAUUCAAGGAAGAUCGUGGGAUUAUCAGCCAGAAGUGCGGAAGAAGAAACUGCGUCGCGGAAACAGUAUAAAUACUCGUGCACUUCCGGAAGCGCGUAUCUAGCAACCGCGUGACCCAUGAAAAGUUCGGUUCCGUGCUAAUUAUGACAGCGCAAUGCCGUGAACGCAUUCUUGUCGAUAAAGUUCCGUGUCCAAUUCACGCUCUCAUCUCUAGAGCUGACGCGAUCAUCAAUAAUAUACUACAGCGCAUAUCUAAAAAAGAGACUGGAAAAUAAGAAAAAAGAAGGAAUACACACAAGGUCAAGGACAUACAGCAAAGCAAAUCUAAAACAGUGCAAUCCGCAUUUUGGUUGGCUUGCUUAAAGGGAAUUGGAACUCAUUUUUACGAAGAAGAGAAAACACAACAUUUUAUUCUGACUUAACGAGGAAGACCGGCCGCGAACGGGAGUUUUUCCCGUUAUCUCCGGGACGAGACGAGAAAAAAGAGGAGGAAAAAAAUUUCGUCUGUUUGACGCGAAAUUUUGUAGGAGGAAAUCUCACUACUGCUUACCUGCCACGAGACCGCGAUAAAUAAAUCAGAUGAACAAGAAUGAGACGUUCUGAAUGAUUUUUUAUCAUUCUGGUGACAAGAAUAACCAAUCGAAAUAAACGAAGGAAGAUGGUAUAUCGGGGCAGUUUGCAGACAGACGAUCCCAGAGAUGCACCGAAACUGGUCCGCAUGUCUCCGUUGCGUAGCAGCAGACAAAUCAAUUCGGCCGGCCCGAAUUCGCGAACUGCCGUCACUAUUAAGGAUCCGACUUGUCAUACUUCAUACGCGAUGCCGAUCGAUUCCCAUCGGGCGCGACUAAUUGAGGAGAGGCGAUUGGGUCGCGAGCGGGACAUUGAGUCGGUCGAAAAGGUGAUCAUGAGGACCACCGGUAUAAAAAUUGGAGCGCCUAGAUUACGUAACAUCAAUCAGAUUCGCGAAACAGUCUUCGUGGAGCAGUCGCUUACGCCGAUGGAUCAGAUUGGUAAGCCAGAUUUGAGAAAUCGACCGCGAAGCGUCGCGAUUGGUCUCAAAGAUGGCAACGUCAGAACACCGAGGACUCACAGUUCCCUUCUGGCGGACCUGAAAGACCUAGAGAGACUGAGAAAUACUCCAACAAGGAAUCACAAAAGUUUUUCGCAAAGAAUGGAAAAUUCGGAAUCAAAGUUGAUCUUGAAAAAGUACGACGCGCCGACUUCAGCCAAAAUUCGAUCAGACAUCUUUAAGAUUCAACAGAUGUUCCAGUCUGUAGAUCCUUCGUCGAGGACGAUUAGGAGCAGCAAUGACAGGAAAAUAAAAAACGAUACAGAGAAAGAGAAGAAGAAACCUGGAACAGAGAUGAAUAGGACUCGGUUGCUGGCGCAAAAGCUUCUGGAAGCGUCGAGAAGUAAUCGGGAGUCGAAGGUAAAUCAUCAAUAUAAAAAUCCAAAGAACGCGUCCAACAGAUCAUUGAAUAAGGAAACAAACGGAAAAGCAUCGAGUAAGGUCCAUCAAGAGAUUUUAGAAAAGGAUUCGAAAGAUAAGCACAUUACGAGCAAGCAGAAAGAGGAAACAAAUUGGGACGAUCAGCCGCAUCCGCCAGCUCGUAGAAGGCGAAACUCCAAGAAUCGAGGAUGGAAGGAUGCAGAUCAUUACGCAAAUGAGCCCGAAGAUCGAGGGUUUUGUAAUUCUUUCAAUCGCGGGAAGGAGUUGUCAAACGGGACAGCGAGUACGGAAGAGAAUUGCAAGGCCAGUUCUAAUCUGGAAAGACCGGAUAUUCUAGACGGGCUGCUGAAGGAGUCCGACCAGCAGCUAGCGAACCUGAAAAGCGAUCUAGGCGAGAGAGGACGUUCGCGGAGUCAUUGGCGAGGAUUCGUACAAUCCAUGAGGCUACACGACGUGGAGCUCCAUUCGGACAGCGAGGAUCAGCGGAAGGGUGAGUUUGCAAAUCUCAUAUUCUUUGAAAAAAAUUCAAUUCUGAGGGAGAAGUUACUUCCCUAAUAGCACAACAUAUUCGAAAGACAUUCAGAGAAUAUUCGGAGGACAUUGGGACAUCCCCAGGAUGUUCUUUAAACGUCUUCGGGAUAUGUGUGCUAGUAAGAUUCCAGGACCUCUUAAUUUGAUAAAUGUGUU